Abrus precatorius (Indian licorice) is the source of this 1965-nucleotide messenger RNA. RefSeq lists its product as uncharacterized. The record is from RefSeq and is a predicted model, not a curated record. The transcript has 8 exons. Lineage: Eukaryota; Viridiplantae; Streptophyta; Magnoliopsida; Fabales; Fabaceae. The coding region runs from base 79 to 1647 and encodes 522 amino acids.
UAAACAGGUGUGUGAAGCCAACAUUUUAACUGAUUGCAUCGGAAUGGAAGACCAAACAAUGUGAGUGAGCGUAUUGACAUGGCAAAGGCAGCACCCUCUCCUCCGCUCGCCGACAAUUCCGACGCCGAGAUCCGCCUUCGCGAGGCGGAGGAGCGCCUCCGUGACGCCAUCGAAGUGCUCCAGCGCCGUCAGCGGCGGGCCGCUGCUCAUGCUCAUCAGCACUACCGCCUCGAUUCCCCUCCCUGCGAUCACGGUCCCGACGAGUCCUGCGUGGCUCACGCCAUUGGCAAUCUCUGUCAGACCUUCCUCCUCUCCUAUGGCGUCAGAGUGGGCAUUGGCAUCCUUCUCCGCGCCUUCAAGCUUGUUCGGAAACAGUCCUACUCCUCUCUCCUUGAUCUUAAGCAACUUGUUUCAGAAAAAGAUCUAAUAGUAAGGGAAGAAGCAUGCCGAAUUGGUUUACUUUUUGGUGGUUUUACUGGAUCUUAUCAUGCUCUUAGAUGCUUGUUGCGUAAGUUGAGAAAGAAAGAGGCACCACUGAAUGCAAUUUUAGCAGGUUCAGUUGCUGGUUUCUCAAUUCUCGCAUUAAAUGAUUCAAAUCGGAGGCGCACUCUGGCUUUAUACCUGUUGGCUAGGCUAGCCCAGUGUGCUUAUAAUUCUGCAAAAUCUAAGAACAAGUUUCAUCUUUGGGGAAGCCAUUGGAGACAUGGAGAUUCUUUGUUGUUUGCCCUUGCUUGUGCGCAGGUUAUGUAUGCCUUUGUAAUGCGUCCUGAGAGCCUGCCAAAAUCCUACCAAGACUUCAUUCAAAAGACUGGGCCAGUUGCAGAGCCUGUCUACAAGGCUGUUAGGGAUAGCUGUAGAAGUCAUCCAGUUGAUGUUGCUUCACUGCAUACCUACUUAUCUCAUAUAGGAAAAUCUGACUAUGUUAAGUUGGAAGAAUUUCCCUCCAUUAUUCCGUGUUCUAUCAUUCAUCCAGGAACAAAUUCAUGUUUAGCUCACCAAGUAAAUGCAACAUCAACAACGUUUAAGAAAACAUUCCCGCUUUACUUCUCUUUGACGUUUGUGCCUUUCGUUGUUCUGCACCUACAGAGGUUCACUGAUGCUCCUUUCCGUACUUUCUGGCUUGCUAUUAAAGGCGCUGUUCGCUCGACAACCUUUUUGUCUGCUUUUGUUGGAAUCUUUCAGGGAGUCAUAUGUUUACAUAGAAAAGUUUUUUUGAGAGAUCACAAACUUGUAUAUUGGAUAGCUGGUGGAAUAUCUGCCCUAUCUGUGUUAUUGGAGAAAAAAGCUAGGCGUGGUGAGCUAGCUUUAUAUGUUCUUCCCCGAGCAGUAGAUUCAUUAUGGUAUAUCUUGGUGAACAGGCACCUACUUCCUAAUAUCAGGAAUGCUGAGGUUUUCUUGUUUUCUCUCUGUAUGGGAGGGAUCAUGUAUUACUUGGAAUAUGAGCCGGAGACCAUGGCCCCAUUUCUUAGGGGCCUCAUACGCCGAUUCCUUGCCAGUAGAAUUAGCAAUCCAAGCCCCCCGUCUAAUCGGACUGCUUCUUACACAUACCUGCAAGCUCUUGAUGGCAUGACAAAACCAAGAUUACAGGAGAGGAGAGAUAGUGAAUCUUCAGAAAAGUACAAUCUUGAAUCUAUUCCGGGUCUUUAAGAUUGUAUUUUGAGUUGGAACUGGGAAGAGGUGGUCGCGGAGAUCUGUUUCUUUGAUUAGUUUAUAGGAUAUCUUGUAUCGGGAACCGGGUUCCAUAUUAAUUUCACCAUUGGGUUCCCCAUUUUUUUUUAUUAAUUGUUAACGAAGGUGCUCUCAAUGUUUAGGUAUUUUUCAAAACUUUCUAAUUAUGUGCGGAAAAAAUAAAAAAAAUGAUCGGAUAAUGUAGAAAUUUAAUCAAUUGCUUGCUGGAACAAAUAAUUUACAUUACAUGAUCUUGCAAAGACUAUCAAUAUAAAGUUAAAAUCGAGAGUUAUUCUU